AUGGCUGGGGCAGUGCCGGAUAUUCCGGGCGUCAAAGCGCCUCCCGAAGGAGCCAGAGAGAUUUCGUUAGAGAUAAUGCGGCUAUUAGGAAGACACUCGCCGAAAUUUCCAGGGGCUCAGCCCGUUUCGUUUGCGAGACAGCACCUCGAACACGCGCUACUGGACGAGGACUACUUUGUGUGCGAAAAGAGUGAUGGACUGCGUUGUUUGAUGUUUUUGUCGAGCCUCAACGGAGAAGAGCGCACAUACCUUAUAACGCGCAAAAACGAGGUGUUUUGGAUCCCUGAUCUGCAUGUUCCCCUCACCGAGACCGACCCAUCGAGCUUCCACGUUAAUGGCACGCUGAUUGAUGGUGAAUUAGUUCGCACCCAGGACGGCCGUCUCAAGUAUCUUAUGUUCGACCUCCUGGCCCACAACGGCAAGUCUCUUGUCGAGCGGGUGCUUGAUUCUCGGCUGGGAUAUCUGAAAUCCGGGGUGUUCAAACCUUUCCAGGCCCUGGUGGCCAAGUACCCGGAAGAUACUCAAAACUUUCCGUUCAAAAUCUACAUGAAGGCAAUGGAGCUCUCCUACGGACUCGAAAAAGUACUCAAGGCGCGACUCACGCACCUUUCAGACGGCCUGAUUUUCACCUCGCGCAGGCAGCCCUACAUUUUUGGAACGGACCCACAUAUUUUGAAAUGGAAACCCCCCAACGAGAACAGUGUAGAUUUUGUUUUGGAGAUGGAGUUCAACGAGUACGAGGACCCAUCGAGCGGCGAAAAGUGGCUGGACUACGAUUCGGUUCCGCAGUGUAACUUAUUGGCCUGGCAUGGCGGAUCACAAGACCUGCCGUUUGGUCACAUGUAUCUUGAAAACGACGAAUGGGAAAAGCUAAAGGCUCUAGGCGAGCCGCUGAACCGCAGAGUUGUCGAGUGUAUUAUGGAUGAUACGGGUCGUUGGCGAUUUUUGAGAUUCCGCGAUGAUAAAGACCACGGCAAUCACAUCGAUACGGUUGAGAGUGUCAUGGAAAGUAUUCAGGAUCACAUCACUGAAAAGGACCUGCUCAACUCGGUAGAAACAAUUAGAGACGCUUGGCACGACCGCCAAGAACAACCCAGUGCUAAACGGUUAAAGACGUAG
Molecule: messenger RNA, 1119 nt
Organism: Wickerhamiella sorbophila
Lineage: Eukaryota; Fungi; Ascomycota; Dipodascomycetes; Dipodascales; Trichomonascaceae
Product: mRNA-capping enzyme subunit alpha
Exons: 1
Coding region: 1-1119 (372 amino acids)
Biological process (GO): 7-methylguanosine mRNA capping
Cellular component (GO): mRNA capping enzyme complex
Molecular function (GO): ATP binding; mRNA guanylyltransferase activity
Source: RefSeq, a predicted model, not a curated record